GAAACUAAGCAUCUGCUUUGCUGCCACAUUCUCUGGAAUUCUAAUGAUGCGUGUCUACAAUAGUUUUGUUUCUCACUAUUUUAAGAAGCAGUAAUCAUCAGUGAACAUUCAUUGAGUUUAAGCAAGGCAGUGCACUAAGCAGGGGAGACAAAGAGGCUCUCAUCUCUGUUCGUUUCUAAUGAGAUUUCACAUUUAGCAGCGGCUACAUGCUCUAGAACAUGAUGAGAAGUAAAUUGUGAUUAAUGCCCGGCCUCAGUUAAUAACCCAGGAGGAUUUUACAUUUUAAAUUAAAUAACAUUCUUCCUCAUUUUGAGCUGACAAUGACAGAAGAUCACAGAGCAGCGCUUUCUCGGUCUCCUUUGUCACCCUUGACUAAAGCCACGGAGGUAUCACAGCGAAGCAACCCUGAAGACACCUUCAAUGGGGAUACCGUUCACCCAAUUUACAAAUAUAUUUCGAAUGAUUUACCAAGAGAGUUUAUGUCAUCCCAGGCAAAAGCAGUUACUAAACCUACUGAAGAUUAUUUGCAGCCUCAGUUUGGCCCCAACAGACUUUUACAUUCAGCGGCAGCCUCAGAAGGGUCAGGACUUCAAGAUUGCUCCACACAUCAAACAGCAUCAGAUCAUAGCCAUGAUGAAAUAUCAGACCCAGAUAGCUACAAAUCAAACAGUAAAAACAAUUCCUUUUUUAUAUCAGCAUCCAAGAGAAACAGACCUGUCAGUGCUCCAGUGGGUCAAUUGAGAGUUGCAGAGUUCUCUUCUUUAAAAUUUAAGUUGGACCAGGAUUGGCAUAGAUUGUCUCAGAGAUACAAACUUCAACCCAGAGUGAUUAGAGUAACAGCUUACAAAAAUGGAUCUAGAACAGUUUUUGCCAAAGUUACUGUACCAACCAUCACCUUGUUGCUGGAGGAGUGCACGGAAAAGCUGAAUCUGAACAUGGCUGCACGACGAGUAUUCUUGGCAGACGGCACUGAAGCCCUCGAACCCGAAGACAUACCCUGUGAAGCCGAUGUUUAUGUUUCAACGGGAGAGCCCUUUUUAGAUCCAUUCAAAAAAAUUAAAGACCAUCUGUUAAUGAAGAAAGUAACUUGGACAGUGAAUGGGCUGAUGCUUCCUACUGAUGUCAAAAUACGGAAAACCAAGCCUGUUCUUUCUAUUAGAAUGGAGAAACUUACUGAGAAGACCUCAGUCCGAAUUCUUUUCUUUAAGAAUGGCACAGGGCAGGAUGGGCAUGAGAUUACAGUGGGAAAGGAAACAAUGAAAAAGGUUUUAGAUAUUUGCACAAUGAGAAUGAACCUAAAUUCACCAGCCAGGUAUCUUUAGUUGUAUGGCAGGAAAAUUAAAGAUAUUUCAAAAGUUCCUCUGCUUGAAAAAUGCCUGCAAAAUUCCAUCACACCUUUGCGGGGACCAGUUUGGGUCUCUAAGGGAGAAGGUUUCAGCCCCUCAGGAGCUAAGAUGUACAUCCAAGGAGUUCUUUUGGCCUUGUACCAACGAUUAAAGUCUGCAAAAAAAUAUUAUAAACAGUUGAACCUGGCUGUGGAAGAACAGAAAGGGAAAAUUACCGAAAAAGUCAUUCUUUCAAUGACAGCAAAGGAACACCAUAAGGCACAAGAAGUGAACAGGCUGAUUGAUGAAUUGCAGACAGCUAUCAAAAGCAACAGAGGUCAUCUCUCUAAACUUGGCCCCCAAUUACAGGCUAAGCAGGAGCAAUUCUCCUCUUAUGUCUACGAACACAUUAAAAGCCUUCCAGCAAACACUCUUAUCCCAGGAGGCCUGCAGCUCAAGAUAUUUGAAAAUGGUAAAGACACUGGAGAGAUCUCUGUUUGUAUCAGUGAAAAAGAUCUGGGGCCUAAUAGCCCAAUUCAAACUGGCCAUAUGAUGGAAAGAUUACUUUUCAAGAUUCAUCGAAGACUUCAAGGUUCUUCCAUCAACCCACCAGGCCUCAAUUUUUCUUCAAUCCGGCUUUUCGACGAGCAUGGUCAAGAAAUUAAGAAUCCACUUUCGCUGAAGAAUGAGCAAAAAAUUUGGGUCUCUUAUGGUAAAGCAUACAGAUCUCCACUAAACCCUGUUUUGGGUUUGACCUUUGACCAGGUGACUGCAUUUGCCAGAGGUGGCAUUACAGUUGCAUAUAAAACCUUCUUGGAUCCUAAUGCUGUUCUGCUACUGGGAUGUGACAAUUGGGAAGUUUGUGAGGGAUUUCCAGUUAAUUUCAAUGGCACCAGUCAACAGAUACCUGAUCAAUUUGAAAAGGUGGACUUGGAGAACCAUUUCCUACAGAACAAGGUGAACCCCAAUAUUGUCCUUCAUGCCUCUGUUUCCAUCAGAAAGUGGAAUUUCUCAAGUGGUGAAGAGAUCAGUGGGGCUCAGAUAGCACUCUCAACCCUGUGGCCUGCAGCUAGUGUGUGGCUGAUCACAAAGACUGGAAUGAUCCUGAGCCGAGCGAUAACUCAGGGCUGCCUAGCUAUUGGUCAUCCAGUCAGAGUCAAGGCCACUGAGGGAACAUCACUAGAAGGAUACAAAUUAAUCCUACAGAAAAGACAUAAAGGAGAUGAUUCUCAGAAGUGGGUGUUUGGAACUGACGGUUGCAUUUAUUCUAAGGCUUAUCCUCAGUUUGUUCUGACCUACCUAGGGGAGGUAAAUGCACAAGACGUGACCCAGACAGAGUAUCACCUUCACCAUGGUGCCUGGACCACAGUUCAUCAGGAACAUGGCAGCAGCUUAUCAGAAGAGGUUCUGCAAAAAAGUGCCAAUAUGCCUGGUCUGAAGCAGCUGCCAGAGCCUUCAGAGACACACUUAAUGCCAGAAGGUUCUCUUGGGGAGAGAGGGGAGCUGACAGUGGCACUGGUGAAGAAACUGGAAGAGAAACAUCCUAAGGCUUCUGCUCAGAGGUGGGCCAUAAAACAUGAAGGGACUGGUAAGCCAGGCCAAUGGAAACAUUCCAGAGUUGAAAAUCCUCUGUGGAAUAAACUUACCUACAUGUGGCCAGUCCUUCCCAGUGGCCAACUUAAUGAGGAGUUUGAUUGGCCAAUAGAAGGGCUGCUUCUUCCAAACAGUCCUCCCAUGAAGAAACCCAUCUCUAAGACACUGGAGCAAUAUGUCCCUGUGAGACUCAGAGUUUUGCGGAAUGGAGACAAGAACAAAACCAGAGCCCUUAUUAUAAUCAGUCCAGACAUCUCACCUAGGCGGAAAAUGCAAAAUGUUGACACUGAAAGGAAAGGGAAUGUGAAAAAUUAUGUCACUAAAUAUUCUGAAACAGAAACAAACCAGACUGGAUUUCACCAACUUUUGGAGAGGUGCACUGAAAUUUUAAAUUUACCUUCUGCAGCUCGGAGAUUGUUCAGUGAAAAGGGGAAGGAAAUCUUUGCCCUAAAAGACCUUCAAAGAGAUGAACUGGUGUAUGUUUCAUGUGGAGAACAUUGGAUCAAUCCUGAUCUGUCCAUUGCUCAGCAGAAGAAGCAAAUCUUCCUGAGGAACUUAGCAUCAGAUAUUUCUAAAAUUCAAACUUUCUGCAGUACACGUAAGAUAGAGGCUCUUGUUUUAGAAGUCCAAAGUGACAUUGUGUUGGGAGCCAAGCUUGCUGUGCGGAAACCAAUUUUUGGAGACGAGAAGCGAAUUAUAGAACCAGAGGAAAAGCACGUGCAAAAAAAUGCUUUAACAUCGGGAAAUGCUUCCAGUGAAGUUCUAGAUUCACAUACAAGAGCCCAUCUCCGAAUGAAAGCUUGUCACACACUUCUCAGGUAUGCCUGGCAGGAAACUUCUCAUAACUUUGAUGAAGAUGACAGUCUUCCAAAGAAAAUGGAAGAAGAGCUCUUUGAAAAUGUGGAACCAGAGAAGAAAUACAGCCAUUCUCCAAAACAGAGUAAACUGCAGAAGGUUUGCCACCAGCAGUUUGAAUACAGAGAUGGGCAAAUUAUAAGCUAUGCUUCUCCUCAACUGGUUUUGGGGGUGCAAGGCCCCAACCUGCAUUCAGGCAUGGAGGCUGUUUUGGUGGAGAAAAAAGCAGAUGAUAGUCAUCAACACUGGAGGCACAAGGAAGACAGCAGGACCUUUCACCUGGUGAGUAACCCAGACCUGGUGCUGGCAGUGUCUAUGACCAAGGCUGGAGAUGAAGUCUGUGGCUAUCUGGUUAUUGCUCAGAAAUACAAACCACAUAACAUUGGGACUUCUAAUCAAAAGUGGAAUUACAUGAAAAAUAUGAAAGCUUUUAUGGCCUUUCAUAGCACUACACUGGAUAAGGAAGUCACAGCAGCAAAUUAUGCUGGUAUUUGUACAUCCUCUGUGAUUAAAGAAAAACACAUUGAUCAACCAGGAUACUAUUAUCUUUCACCCAGUGGAAAGAAAAAAACAAUGCUCUGUUUGGCAUGUGGGCGAUCCAUGAGAGCAGAGAAGAGACUGAAACAGUUGCUUCCAGGGCUGCCAUUCCUUUGUGCCUCAGGCUCCGAGACCCGGAAGCCCUUCUCACAAGGACCUUUCAAGGUUGAUUUAUCUUCUUAUGAGGCUGAAAACACUUUAAGUUAUUAUGAAGAACGUCUGUUAUCUUUACGGAGGAAGACCUGCACACAAGUUGUAUCUCAUAGUGGCAUGGCAGUCACUCACCAGAAGGCAGUGAAAAUAAUUGCAUACAAAAAUGGAGAUGGAUAUCGAAAUGGGAAGUUAAUUGUGGCUGGAACAUUCCCCAUGCUGCUUGCAGAAUGCACGGAACAACUUGGUCUUGCCAGAGCAGCCUCCAAAGUAUAUACCAAAGAUGGAACCACAAUCCUUUCCUUGUGGGAUUUGGUUUUAUGGGCUCUUGAUAAAUCUUUUAUCCAGAGAGACUCUGAGGAACAAAAGGAAGAGGCAGCCCCUGUUGGAACAAAAGAGACACCUGUUAAAAGUAUGGAAGGAACCGCAAGAAUGAAAGUGAAAACCAAAUUAUUUCCAAAGUCUGUGACAUCUGAUAGUUUGGAUGAUAUGGACAAGUCUUGGCUCACCCUCACCCUCAGAAAUCCUAUUGCCAUCUGGGUAUCUUGUGGUGAACCAUUUCUAAGUCCGAAUGCUUUGAAGAAAGCAGAAAAAAUAGAAAAACAGAACUCUAAAAAGGACAAAAUUUUGGCUGAUCUAGACACUAUGAAACACAAACUGAGACAGUUAAAAGGGCGGCGGGUAGCAGCAUGUCAGCCAGCCACCAUGGUUCCCAACAAAAGCCCUGUGCAGCCGGUGGUAGUGGAAGGAGGCUGGACUAAGCAGACUCAAGAGGAAAUUAAACUCAUGGACCUUAUAAGACGUACAGAGGCACAGCUUUCUGAAGUCCAAGAACUGCAAUCCAAGAGAAAUUCUCCAACUGCACCUAAAUGUAUAUCAUUCAAGAGGAGCAGCUUGUAUAAGCAACCCAAUGCAAAACGAGCGUGGAUUUACCUAAAUGGAGGCAGACCUGAAGAUGGCACUUAUGCCCGGGGCAAAACAAUUUCAGAGCUGCUGAGUGACUGCUCCUCUCGUCUCAAACUGGCCCACCCAGCCAGAACACUGUACACCCCUGACGGAGAGCCAAUUCACUCGUGGGACGACAUAGAGCGAGACGUGGUCAUCUGUGUGUCCACAGGGCAUGGCUUUAGAACCCAAAGAGAGUUAAAGCAACUGGUGGAGGUCAGAGCAAAUUAUGCCCGAAUCCGAAGGCAGCAGGGCCCUCAAGCCACAGACGCUGUGUUGUCACCAUCCGCAAAGCUGCAAUCUCUGGAAAGAAAACUUUCCUCACCUACUUGGAAACAUAAGACUGUGACAGAAAGUCCAAUUUAGAUUGCUGAAGACUCUGGACUUAGGAAAAUACGAAAGAAAUCUGUGUAGAUUAUUGAAAACUUUAGUCCUAGAAUUUGUCCUUCAAAAUAACUGGAGUUUUCAUGGGCAGAUUUUGAAGAAUUACCAACACUGAUAGAUUAUCUAUAAAUUCAUAAUAAGACAUAUUACAAUCAAGGGCAGCGUUAACCACAGGGAUUUUGUAUUCUAGUGAAAACCUACAUACAUUCUUUAUUUUUUCCAUUCUGUAGCAUGGCCUGUUGGGAAAAAAAAAUUGCAUAGGUAUUGAGCACAUGUUCUGUCUCCCCAGCUAGAUAGUAAUUGCUUAGAGGGCAGAGACCCUUCUUUUUAUUUACUCGGGACAUUAUCACUCAGUGAUAAUGCCCAGCAGUCCCACUGCCAGAGCAACGUGACGGGAAGACAAGGUUCAGCCAUCUUCCACUCUUGUGCUGAACCACAAACAAAAAUUACAGCAGUUCAAUGGGAAUAGAGGGUCUGCUUUAUAGAAUUUUAUUUCAGUCAGCUGUUCAGGAACUACAAUCCUCAGAGUCAAAUUCAAUCGAGUUAUAGUUGGAUAGUCCUUUCUGCUUUUCAGAGGCAAGAAACACUUCUUAAAAUUGGGCAAAUGGAGUAAAUGUCAUGGUGUUAACUAGGCAUCACAUAUUCUUAAAAUCUAUCAAUGAUGAUUAUAUAUUUUGUUCUCAAAUGCCGAGUCUGAAGAAACAUCCAAAAAUUAUGUGAAAUUACUUAUGAAUGUACUGACAACAUUCAAAGCCUCAGUAGACUGUUGUAAAGGAGUUCUCAUACUGUUUUGUUUCAUAUACUCCUUUGAGAAUCUUUUGAAAAGCCAUAAACUUACAAAAUGACAUACAAAAAAUAUUUUUCUCACACCAUUUCAUGGGGUUCACAGGCCUACCUGAAAAACAUUAGUGAACUUCCAAACAAAGAACUCCUGAUAUAAGAGAAGACACUUCUGAUUUCCAUAAUCUUUAAGGUUUGGGAGGACACAGGAGCCAUACCUCUCAAAGGAAGAUUUCAAAAUGUCA
Physeter macrocephalus (sperm whale) is the source of this 6814-nucleotide messenger RNA. RefSeq names its product doublecortin domain containing 1 (gene DCDC1). NCBI's taxonomy places the organism in Eukaryota, Metazoa, Chordata, Mammalia, Artiodactyla, Physeteridae. Gene Ontology annotation, cellular component: midbody. Gene Ontology annotation, biological process: intracellular signal transduction; regulation of mitotic cytokinesis. The record is from RefSeq and is a predicted model, not a curated record. Gene Ontology annotation, molecular function: microtubule binding.